AUGAGUUCAAAAAUUGGAGUCGUCUACAUUCUCCUGGUUUUGCUUCUCUUCAAAAUUUGUUCUGUUUCUGCGUUCACAAAUAUUUCAGACGCUUCUGCUUUACAAGCCCUGAAGAGCGAAUGGACCAGGUAUCCUGAGAGUUGGAAAGGCUCUGAUCCUUGUGGAACCAGUUGGGUUGGAGUUACAUGUAGCAAUGACCGUGUCAUUUCAAUAUCAUUAGCCAACCUUAACUUGGAAGGAAAGCUUUCUGCCGAUAUUUCCGCGUUGUCUGAAUUGCAGAUCUUGGAUUUGACAUCCAACUCUAAAUUGUCUGGACCGCUUCCACCAAAUAUUGGUAACCUCAAGAAGUUGACUACCUUGAACCUUAUGGGAUGUGGUUUCAGUGGUCAAAUCCCUGACUCCAUAGGAUCUCUAGAACAACUUAAUACCCUGCUGUUCGACGGAAACCAACUCACAGGCAAAAUUCCGAACAGCCUCAGCCUCGUUAAAAAUUUGACGGUGCUACGUCUUGAUAGAAAUAAACUAAUUGGAGACAUUCCUCCAAGCCUUAAUAAUCUCACAGAUCUUUUCGAGUUGUACUUGGCCUCCAACAGAUUUACAGGUAGUCUUCCAAAUUUAUCAAAUCUGACCAAUCUCCACACACUAGAUGUGAGCAAUAACCAAUUGACAUUCUCACUCAUUCCAUCAUGGAUCUCUUCAUUAACCUCCUUGUCAACAUUAAGGAUGGAAGGGAUCCAACUUGAAGGGCCAAUACCAAUCUCCCUCUUUAACCCUAUUCAAUUGCAGACUGUUGUUCUAAAGCGCAAUCAGUUAAACGCAACACUAGACUUCGGUACCAGCUCUAGUAAUCAGUUGGAGUUUGUGGAUUUACAAACCAAUGGCAUAACAGGUUAUAACCAACCGGCUAAUAAACCCAUCCAAGUAAUACUGGCAGAUAAUCCAGUGUGCAAAGAGUCAGGGAACCAACAAAGUGACUUCUGCAAAGCAAGCCAGUCCAAUAACUCAUUUUCUAUCCCUCAAAUAAACUGUUCUUCAUGUAGCCAUGGCAAGGAACCGACUCCAGCGUGCCGUUGUGUGUAUCCAAUCACUGGAACACUCACCUUUAGGUCUCCUUCCUUCUCAGGGUUUUCCAACAACACUAACUUCAUAAUGCUACAGAAAGAAUUAGCAGAUUUAUUUAAGGACCCGAAGUAUCAAAUGGAGGCUGUUGCCAUCAGAAAUAUAAAAGAGACUUCACCUGAUCACCAUCUUCUGAUAGAGGUCUUAGUAUUUCCAUUAGGCAAAGAGAGUUUUGAUGAGACUGGAAUGAAUAGAGUCAUUACCGAGUUUAGCACGCAUAAUUUUGAUCCUCCUUCUAUAUUUGGCCCUUACAUUUUCAAAGCAGAUCUGUAUAUUCCGUUCUCUGGAGGUUCUGCCUCAUCAAACACAGGCAUUAUCAUCGGAGCAGCAGUUGGUGCUGCGGUUCUUCUAUUGUUGUUAACUAUAGCUGGGAUUUAUGCUAUAUGGCAGAAGAAGAGAGCAGAGAGAGCAACUGGUCGAAACAACCCUUUUGCCAAAUGGAAUAAGAGUAAGAGUAGUCUUGAUGCUCCGCGGCUAAUGGGAGCGAAAGCUUUUACUUUUGAAGAGCUGAAGAAAUGCACUGAGAACUUUUCAGAGGCAAAUAAUGUUGGUGGUGGAGGUUAUGGCCAAGUGUACAAAGGGAUUCUUCCUUCAGGGCAACUCAUAGCAAUCAAAAGAGCUCAACAAGGAUCUUCUCAAGGAGAGUUGGAGUUUAAAAAUGAGAUCGAGCUUCUUUCAAGGGUGCACCAUAAGAAUGUUGUCAGGCUGUUAGGCUUCUGCUUUGAUCGAAAUGAACAAAUGCUCGUGUACGAGUACAUUCCAAAUGGCUCUCUAACAGAUAGUUUAUCAGGGAAGAGUGGGAUUGUACUUGAUUGGACAAGAAGGCUAAGAAUAGCUCUCGGUUCAGGGAAGGGUUUGGCUUAUCUUCAUGAGCUUGCUGAUCCUCCAAUUAUACAUAGAGACAUCAAAUCAAAUAACAUAUUACUUGAUGAAAGUCUAACAGCAAAGGUUGCCGACUUUGGGCUCUCAAAACUUGUAGGAGACCCUGAGAAAGUUCAUGUGACAACACAAGUGAAAGGAACUAUGGGUUAUCUUGAUCCUGAGUACUACAUGACGAAUCAGCUGACAGAGAAGAGCGAUGUGUAUGGGUUUGGGGUGGUGAUGCUUGAGCUCUUAACCGGUAAAAGCCCAAUAGUGGGAGGCAAAUACGUGGUGAGGGAGGUGCAAAGGAAGAUGGAUAAGUCGAGGAGCUUGUAUGAUUUGCAAGAAUUUCUUGAUCCGGCCAUCAUUGCAAGUAGCGGGAACCUGAAAGGGUUUGAGACGUAUGUAGAUCUUGCUCUUAGAUGUGUGGAGGGGGAAGGAUUAAAGAGACCAACGAUGGGUGAGGUUGUGAAAGAGAUUGAGAGCAUAAUGCAGCUUGUGGGUUUAAACCCUAACAUAGAUUCAGCAACCAGUUCAAGAACGUACGAGGAAGCAAGCAAAGGAUCUGGUGAUCCUUAUGGCAAACAAUAG
This is a messenger RNA of Microthlaspi erraticum, 2571 nucleotides long. Lineage: Eukaryota; Viridiplantae; Streptophyta; Magnoliopsida; Brassicales; Brassicaceae. The record is from the annotation of a GenBank genome assembly.